Messenger RNA from Parnassius mnemosyne (clouded apollo), 1827 nucleotides. Lineage: Eukaryota; Metazoa; Arthropoda; Insecta; Lepidoptera; Papilionidae. The record is from the annotation of a GenBank genome assembly.
AUGCCAAGAAAUUAUAAAAAACGUAUAGGGUCGAGAAAUUAUAAAAAUUACAGCGCCGAAACUUUAAGACAAUGUUUGGCUUCCAUAGAAAAUAAAGAAAUAACGCAAAGAAAAGCUAGUGAAAAGUAUGGCAUCCCACGCAGAACCAUUAUUAAUCAGUUAAGACUCCUACGAUCUAAAAUGCCAUCUCGACCUCCAGGCGCACAAGCAACAUUUUCAAGUGAAGAAGAAGCCUUAUUUGUCGACUGCAUUUUAAGGCUGAGCGAGUACGGCUUUCCUCUCACAAUUUUCGAUCUUCGCAUUGUUAUUAGAACAUAUUUGGAGAAAAUUGGUCGGAGAAUUACAAAAUUUAAAAAUAAUUGUCCAGGUACUGAAUGGGUGUCAAGUUUCCUAAAAAGACAUUCAUGUUUAUCACAAAGAUUUGCGACCAACAUUAAACGCAACAGAGCAGCCAUUGACAAGGAAACCAUCACUGCUUACAUAGAAAACUUGCAAGAGGUGGUUAGAGACAUACCGCCCGAAAAUUUAUGGAAUUUUGAUGAGACUAAUUUAUCCGACGACCCUGGUCAAAAAAAAGUAAUAGCGAAGCGAGGUGCAAAAUACCCUGAACUUAUAAGUAAUACCUCCAAAAGCUCAACUUCUAUCAUGUUUUGUGGUAGUGCUAAGGGAGAAUUAUUACCGCCGUAUAUUGUCUAUAAUUCUAAGCAACUAUGGAAUACAUGGACGGAACAAGGGCCAAAAGAUGCCAGAUUUAACAAUAGCCCAUCAGGUUGGUUUGACAUGAAUAUAUUUAACGAUUGGUUUUUUACACAAAUUUUGCCAAUAUUAAAGAAACAAGAGGGUCCGAAAGUUAUAAUAGGAGAUAACUUGUCAUCUCACAUUUCUGUAGACGUCCUAAAUGCUUGUGACAAAAAUAAUAUUAGAUUUGUUUGUUUGCCACCUAAUAGCACUCAUCUAACUCAGCCGUUAGAUGUUGCCUUUUUCCACCCAAUGAAGGUAGCAUGGAGAAAAAUCCUGACCGAGUGGAAGGCGAGUGUUCAAGGUAGGCGAGAGCAAGUACUCCAAAAAAGCAGUUUCCCAGUUCUGUUAAACCGACUCAUUGAUAUUUUGGAACCGACGCGAGAGGUAAACCUCGUUUCAGGUUUUCGGAAAUGUGGAAUUUAUCCGGUUGAUGCCAAUCCAUUAUUAGAGAGGUUGCCUACAACUGUUGACAAGACUGCUUUGCAAGACUCUUUUCUGCAGAGUCUUGAAGCUAAGAGGCUAGAAUGGACGACAAAUAGAACUACAAGAGGACGUCGCAGGAAACUACACAUCACUCCUGGAAAAAGUGUAACUGAAGAAUUAAGCACACUUUUGGAUGAUAAAGAAAAUGAAGAGUUGGCACAACCGUCAACUUCAAAGAUACCAUGUCGCCGCAGAGCCAGUUGUGAAAGCUCUUACGCAGAAAGUAACGACAUGUCAGUUCAUGAUUCUUCCGAUCUAGGUUCUCUUGGAGAUUUAGAAAAUCUUGAAGCUAAUACUGAUACAGCGGCCGAAACUUAUAAUGAAAAUUGCAAUUUCAAACCAAUUGUGAAGGCGGUCGGGCAAUAUGUAGUCUUCACGUAUGAGGAGGAAAUUUUUCCUGGUAAAAUCACAAAAAUAACUAAAGAAGGGCCGUAUAUCUCUUCAAUGAAGAGGUCACUAAAAUCCUGGACGUGGCCUAAACCCGUCGAUGAAAUUCAAUACAAUUGGCAGGAUAUAUUGGGAUGUAUUGAAGUCCCUAAAAAAAUUAGUACCCGCCGUGAAAUAUAUUCCGUCCCUGAACUAGACCAAACUUGGGGUUUUUAA